CAGUGAGCUGCAGGUGUCUUCAAUAAGUACAAUGAGUGCAGAACCCUCUGUUUAAGAGCAGUCUCUCCUCUCUGAUGGCCAGUUGCUGUAGCUGAGUUGUUAACAAGAGGUAAACAUGCUCCUGGGAGUCAGUUUAAGGGUGUCAUGGAUCUGCUUGUUUUUUUGCCUUGGGAAAAGUUUUCCUACAGACCAUGGCAAUAACCCAAUGUCAUUGAGCUUUGGAUCUUCAGCAGUUCCAGACCCUGAGUCUGCUGCCUCCUCUGCUGGAAAUGAGUCAACCUCCAGCAUUAAAGCUGCUGAAGAGUCUUCUGAUUCCAUUGCUACCAGUGCCCCUGAUCAUCUUUCACCAAGGGCCUUUUAUGUUGGCCCCCACUUUCACUUAGGGGAGAAGUCAGCUGGCUUCUCAAAGCCACAACUGAUUUCAAGUCCUGGAGGCUUUCAUUCAUCAUCCAAUCCCUGGUUUGGACCUCCUUUAUUCCAAAAAGCUGUAUAUACUAGUACUGACUCUGAUGUGUACACUUAUGGAGAUGACUCUAUGAGAUUUCCUUAUUACAGUAAUGAUGGUGUCCUUGCAGCAGCUCUGCCCUAUGGAUACAGUUAUGGUACUGCCAGGUCUCCUUAUUACAGUUAUUCGUAUGGUACAGGGGGGUCACCUCAAGCAUAUGAUCGCAGAAUACCUACAGCUCCUCCAUAUGGGGUGGGCCCUCCACCUGCUUAUGGAUACUUCUCCCAGCAGCCUUCAAUAUUGGAUCCUGAACUACUUCUCAUUGGGAACAUCUUCAUGAGAGUUCGUGAAAUGCCACUUGCUCGGCCCUGGAUGACUAGUGAAGUGCCAGUGGGCCUGACUGAGAAGCCUCUGUACCCUUCAUCUCUUAUGCAGUCAUACAGAGGCUAUCACCAAGCAAGUGACCUCUUGUCUAACAGCCAGUAUGCUAAUGAUGAUUUGGAGCCUGUUCCUGAAACACUGGAGACACAACAGUUUGUUCCAGAAACUGGGGUUUAGUGGGCACACUCUCUUCUUUGGUAAGGGUAGACCUUUCAUCAUCUUUUAGGAGCUUUUACAUGUGGGGAAGUUCUGAAUAAAAUUGGAAAAUGUAAAA
Messenger RNA from Girardinichthys multiradiatus, 1100 nucleotides. RefSeq lists its product as uncharacterized. The coding region runs from base 116 to 1003 and encodes 295 amino acids. The transcript has 4 exons. The record is from RefSeq and is a predicted model, not a curated record. Lineage: Eukaryota; Metazoa; Chordata; Actinopteri; Cyprinodontiformes; Goodeidae.